Messenger RNA from Sciurus carolinensis (gray squirrel), 4380 nucleotides. RefSeq names its product ATPase Na+/K+ transporting family member beta 4 (gene Atp1b4). NCBI's taxonomy places the organism in Eukaryota, Metazoa, Chordata, Mammalia, Rodentia, Sciuridae. Gene Ontology annotation, cellular component: nuclear inner membrane; sodium:potassium-exchanging ATPase complex. Bases 70 to 1146 code for a protein of 358 amino acids. The record is from RefSeq and is a predicted model, not a curated record. Gene Ontology annotation, biological process: regulation of DNA-templated transcription; potassium ion transport; sodium ion transport. The transcript is spliced from 8 exons.
CCAGCAGAAGAAGCUCCAGAACGCUAACCCACUUGCUGCCUCCACGGCGUCUUUGCCCACUGAAUAGCAAUGAGAAGACAACUCCGGUCCAGAAGGGCUCCGGCCUUUCCUUACGGUUAUCGCUACAGACUUGAUGAUCAGGAUGAAGUGAAUCAGAACUACUUAGCAGAUGAAGAAGAAGAAGCAGAAGAGGAGGCUCGGGUGAUGAUGGUGCCUAAUUUGGAGGAGGAGGAAGAAGAGGAGGAGAAAGAGGAGGAGGAGGAGGAGGAGGAAAAAGAGGAGGAAGAGGGUCAGGGUCAGCCAACAGGCAAUGCCUGGUGGCAGAAAUUGCAGAUCAUCAAUGAAUACCUGUGGGACCCGGAGAGAAGGAUGUCUCUGGCCCGAACAGGUCAGAGUUGGAGCCUGAUUUUGGUCAUUUACUUCUUCUUCUAUGCCUCCCUGGCUGCUGUGAUCACCCUCUGCAUGUAUACACUAUUUCUGACCAUCAGUCCUUACAUGCCAACCUUCACUGAGCGGAUGAAGCCUCCCGGAGUUAUGAUCAGACCCUUCGCUCAUAGUCUUAACUUCAACUUCAAUGUUUCUGAACCCGACACUUGGCAGCAUUAUGUGAUCAGCCUAAACGGCUUUCUUCAGGGUUAUAAUGACAGUCUUCAAGAGGAAAUGAAUGUAGAUUGCCCCCCGGGGCAGUACUUCAUCCAAGAUGGCGAUGAGGAUGAAGACAAGAAGGCUUGCCAAUUUAAGCGCUCCUUCCUAAAAAACUGCUCUGGUCUGGAGGACCCUACUUUUGGAUACUCUACUGGACAGCCUUGCAUCCUCCUAAAGAUGAACCGGAUUGUAGGCUUUCGUCCUGAGCUUGGAGAUCCUGUGAAAGUUUCCUGCAAAGUUCAGAGAGGUGAUGAAAAUGACAUCAGAUCUAUCAAUUACUACCCAGAGUCGGCUUCUUUUGACCUUCGCUACUACCCUUACUAUGGCAAGCUGACUCACGUUAACUACACCUCCCCACUGGUAGCAAUGCACUUUACAGAUGUGGUAAAGAACCAAGAGGUGCCUGUGCAGUGCCAACUGAAGGGCAAAGGCAUCAUAAAUGAUGUCAUCAAUGAUCGUUUUGUCGGUAGGGUAAUCUUUACCCUGAACAUAGAAACCUAAGAACUCCAGGAGGCCACUCCCACCAGUUCUAUUCCUGUUUUAUUUCAUGUUACUUCUGGUAGCACCUGAAUUCUUAUUCUUCAAUUAGGACACAGCCAGAUUGGUGCCUAAGAUAGCAGGUCAUCUUUCCUUGCCUUUGAUAUAUGUAUGAAGUGAUAUUGUGGGAGCUGUUUGAUUUUUUAAAGGUAGUCUCUCCUGAUGACAAAUAGAGUAUAUUAAUUUCCUUUGCUUCCACUUAAAACAAAACUCAUUCUUGCUGUUAGGAACCUCACUGUAGUGUAAACAUAGUAUCUGAUAAAUUCAUAAUAGCCACAUUCAGGAGAAUUCUACAAUGCUUAUAAAUUCAUCAUGUUUCCCAAAAUUUUGUUGGUUUUAGAGGUGAGAUUACCCCCAACCAGGCUGAUAAUCUAAUCCCCUUCCUUUUUUUUAUAUGCCUGGCAAGGUUUUACCUUGGGAAUCACCUAGGCCAACCCAGACUACACCUAGGGCCACUAUACCUAUAGAACUUCAUCUCCAGGUGUGCUCGAGAAACUGACUCUCAUAGGCAACUAAAUACUGAUUCAAAACUAGGUUAUCUUCAACUGGGAUAGAAAGCAGUAAUAACUGGAUAUUGUUCUGGGAUCGAGAUGAAGAUCUUCUGUAUGACUUUUUUGGGAGGUGGGACCCACUGUGAUUGGGGAGAACACUUAGCACAUGGAUGCAAUUGGUGGUUGAUUCCAUGCUCUAUGGUAUAAUUGUCCAAAAGCAAACAUUCCUGCAAAUAGGUUUGACUGAGCUUCAGGCAGAGGAGAAAACAUGGGAUAUGCCCAUUAACCAAUUCUUGGACUAUUUGCUUGAUAGUAGUAAGAUAUUCUUUGAGACCAUCAAGGAUGGGUGUAUUGACCCCCAACUACAGUCCUGGGAAUUGAAAUCAGCUCUGGGAAUUGACAUAUAUGUCAAGACAGAAAGAUCCUGUCAGGCCACCCUGAAGCCAAGGCUCAUUAGUCAGUUUUAGGUUUACUUUCAAAAUGACAUGAGGCAGAUGUUUAUCCAUGUUGUGGAUCAGCCAAUUCCCUUUGUCUUAUCUUUGGCCAUGUGACCAUUCCAUUGCUGCUUAACACCUCCACCAGGGGGAGAGCUGGGACAAAGAGAGAAGGCAGGGGGAAAUAUCAUUAGUGUCUCAGGGUCCAAAGCAAGCUUAAAUGCCACUUAGAAGCAUCCAGCAUGUGAAUCUCCUCUACAAUGUUUACUUUCUCCCAAAACAGGGAACUGGCAGUCUGGUAGUGAAGACAAGCAAGUGAGAACGAAUUAUGAUAUAGUGUAACAAGAGUUAAAAAAUGAGUAUGUGGAAAUGCUAUGGGGAACACGAGGAAAAAGAACCAUCUCCAGGUGAGAAGUAGAAGGAAGUUUCACAUGCAACGCCACAAUCAUGAAAAGACCAUCAUGUGUUUUGGUCACUGUAAAUUGGAAUAUAAAGAGAUCAGAAGGAAAUGGCAGGGAGUGGCAGGAGAUUGGGCUAGAGAGGUAUUCAGAGACUUCAAAUUUUAUUCAGUAGGUGUAAAGGAGUCUUAAAGUAUUUUCAUCAGAGAAACUCCUUGAUCACCUUUUCAAUUUAGAAAGAGCACUUUGGACUGGGCGCUGUGGCACAUGCCUGUAAUCCCAGUAGCUCAGGAGGCUGAGGCAGGAGGAUAACGCGUUCAAACCAGCCUCAGCAACUUAGUGAGGCCUAAGCAACUUAGUGAGACCCUGUCUCUAAGUAAAAUACCAAAUGGGCUGGGGAUGUGGCUCAGUGGUCAAGUGCCCCUGCGUUUAAUCCGCAGUACCAAAAGAAAAAAAAAAUAGAGCACUUUGGCAGUCACAACUUGAAGGGUAGAGUGGAGCGGGACCCAUUUGGGGAAUGGGAAGAGGAGCAAAAGAUGAUCCUAAGUUUCUGAGCUUGGCUAAAACCAAUGAGAUGGUGAUGUUGAUCAAGACUGGGUAUAAGAGAGAAGCAGGUUUGAAGAGGAAGUUGUUGAGAUCAGUUCUGGACAUUUUAGGCUUGUGGUUUCUCUUGGUCAGACAUUGAUGUGCAGAUAAAAAUACAUGUAAAGUUGGAGAGAAGUAAAGUGAGAACAAAAACAGCAUUUGGCUAAGUGAACUCACUUUAGAAAUCCUAAGCUAUUUAAUCUUGGGAAUUUGAGCCAGUUAUGUAAACAUACUACACCAAUUUUGUCCCGAAUAUAGUGAUUUCUCUUGGCUUUGUGGCAGAAAGGACUGCUAUUGAUCUUCAGAAUCUCCUUCCCAGACACUUUCCAAGUCUUAUUGACAGAGUAGAGGGGGACUGACCACUGUUAACAAGUAAUAGAAGACAUACACAACAACAGAUAUAUAGAAAAUACAAAACAAAAAUGGAACUGUCCUCUCAACCCAUUUUUGUAACAAGUUCAAUUUUCAAAAUUAACUUUUAAAAAGAAGAACAAAAUGAAAAACACAACACCAUUUAAAAAUGAUCUCAAACAAUGAAACUCAAGAUUCAGUAAUAAGAGAAAAUAGAACAUUAAAUCUGGAAAGAAUCUUAGAGAGUAUUUAGAGUAAACAACUUGCAUUGCAUCUGACUCCAGGUCCAGUGCUCUUUCUACUCUGAGCUGCUGCUUACCAGGAAGUACCAUCUUUUUAAAAAUCGAUGAAUGAUAUCCUAAACCUCUUGAAACAUGUCAAAUUUGAGUUAAAAUUGUUGACAUUUCAUGGGAAUUCAACUUCUGGUGCUAUAUUUUAUACAUAAUAUGUUAUCCUGUUAAAUAUGUUGACUGUUAGACAAGGAAUUGUGAAUCUUUGGCCACACAGUGUUUCUCAUUCAAUGAAUUCGAUCAUGUCCACAAUUUCAAAGCAACUGAGUACUAAGAUAGUUUGAGUUGUCAGCUACAACAUGAAAAAUUGCUUUUUUUAUACAGAACUGAAUUAAUGAAUAUAUUCAUUAAUGUUAGAUUUUAACUGUUCAAUAAACUUCUAGUCAAUUAUUUUAAACAGUCUCCCAUACUGCACUGUAUCAGGAUUUAAUUUGUAUACCAUCUAUUGCAAUGCACUUGGUUGUAUACUUGAUCGUCAAUGAGAAAUACUAUUUUCAAAUGCCUUCAUGUUUUUGUCCAUGCUGAACUUUGGUUAUGAUUUUUUCAUUCUCCACCCCUUGGAAAUCAUUAUCCUAAAGUAAUCUUUCUUAGGCAUCUAUUUGCUGGAGUCUUCAUGUAGAAAACAUUUAUAUUGUCUUGGGGAGUUAUU